Messenger RNA from Ctenopharyngodon idella (grass carp), 2276 nucleotides. It is a transcript of the gene smarce1, whose product is annotated as SWI/SNF related, matrix associated, actin dependent regulator of chromatin, subfamily e, member 1. Gene Ontology annotation, molecular function: nucleosomal DNA binding; nuclear receptor binding. Gene Ontology annotation, cellular component: SWI/SNF complex. The record is from RefSeq and is a predicted model, not a curated record. The coding region runs from base 250 to 1521 and encodes 423 amino acids. The transcript has 11 exons. Gene Ontology annotation, biological process: negative regulation of DNA-templated transcription. Lineage: Eukaryota; Metazoa; Chordata; Actinopteri; Cypriniformes; Xenocyprididae.
AAUAAAUAAGCCUCUUGGCGAGCUGCAAGCCCACUCGCUUCAUUGUGUGCGCCAUUAUCCUCAUCCAGUACAGGCCUGAGAACCAUAAACACAACAUCUCAUUUAAUUCCUAUUAAAUCCUCCUCUUUAUUGAUAACAAACACAUACACUGUGGGCUGUUCAAUCAAACAAUGUCUUCGAAUUUCACAUUCAAGCUAAAUCAGAACCAAAUGAUGGGGAUAGCCUGAUAUCCUCAAUCCUACAAACAAGAUGUCAAAGCGGCCACCCUAUGCCCCUGCCCCCACCCCAGCCCCCACAACACAAAUGCCCACCACCCCUGGGUUUGUGGGGUACAACCCAUACAGCCAUCUGGCCUACAACAACUACAGGCUGGGAGGGAACCCCGGCGGGAACAACAGGAACUCCUCAGGGAUCACCGUUCCUAAGCCACCCAAACCGCCCGACAAGCCGCUGAUGCCCUACAUGCGGUAUAGCCGGAAGGUAAGCAGGAAGGUUUGGGACCAAGUUAAAGCCUCUAAUCCUGACCUGAAACUAUGGGAGAUUGGGAAGAUCAUUGGUGGCAUGUGGAGGGACCUCACUGAUGAGGAGAAACAGGACUAUUUAAAUGAAUACGAGGCUGAAAAGAUUGAAUAUAAUGACUCUUUGAAAGCCUACCACAACUCUCCAGCCUACCUGGCGUACGUCAAUGCUAAGAACCGUGCGGAAGCUGCUCUAGAAGAAGAGAGCCGGCAGAGACAGUCGCGCCUAGACAAGGGCGAGCCCUAUAUGAGCAUCCAGCCCGCUGAGGAUCCUGAUGACUAUGAUGACGGUUUCUCCAUGAAGCAUACAGCGGCAGCUCGUUUCCAGAGGAACCACAGGCUUAUCAGCGACAUCUUGAGUGAGGUUGUGGUGCCUGAUGUUCGCUCAGUGGUUACCACCGCUCGCAUGCAGGUCCUCAAACGGCAAGUCCAGUCCCUCAUGGUGCACCAGAGAAAGCUUGAAGCAGAGCUUCUUCAAAUCGAGGACCGACAUCAGGAGAAGAAGAGGAGGUUCCUGGAGAGCACAGACUCCUUCAAUAACGAGCUCAAACGGCUCUGCGGUCUAAAAGUGGAGGUGGACAUGGAGAAGCUGGCAGCCGAAAUGGCGGCUGCAGAGGAGGCAGCUCGCCGGAGGGCGGAGGAGAGAGAGCGGGAAGCAGCAGAGCAGGUGGAGAGAGCUGCUCAAGAAGAGCAACAGCCAGCAGGGGUCCAGGCCAAUGCCAACACAGAACAAACCUCCGCCAGCGAGAGCAAGGAUGGAGAAGACAAGUCCACCCCGAUGGAGACUGAGACUCUCGCUGAAGCUUCUGAAGGAUCUCAGGAGGCUGAGCAAGGCGCGGGUGCAGCGGGAGAGAAACCGGCCCAGCCUGAGCCUGCAGAGGGCGCAACAGAUGAGGGCACCAGCGACAGCACCGCUCCAUCUGAGAGCAGCUCCGGACCCCCAGCAGAACCCCAGGCCUCAGACAACACCCCUGAGGAGCGGCUGCCCACCCAGACACAAUAACCCCGCUCACUUAAUCUACAUGUUCAUUUACCAAGUCUCACUUCACUCUGUGUAGAGUCAUGUGUCCUCUAGGAUUGCCAUUUAAUCCUGUGACCUGCCAGUUCAGUGAGUGAGAACAGUGAACAUUUUUACUUUUUCCCACCCUCCAUAAUAUUCUACAAUUAAAUGUUUUGUAAGGACAACAAUCUUAAUUUGCUUUCCACACAUAUUCAUUCAGGCACACCUGUUUACUUGAUCUGAAACGCUGACCUUGAUGUGACAAGCCCACUUGAGUACUUUAGAGCCUCUUGGCCAUUAAAAAGCUUUUAUUAUUCUAAAGUGGAAGCAACUAGGGCAAAUGUUGAAUAAAAUGUAACUCUUUCAUCCUACAGUCACCAAAUGGCUGCAAAAAGCAGAACUUCAAGGUUAUUUGCUGUCGCUUACCAUGUUUUAUCUACUUGUGGCAGUUAUUUUAUGGUAUAUCUGUUGCAUCCUUUCAUAGUUUGGUUGAGCCUGUGGUUUGUAGUUUUUUUUUUGUUUUUUUUUUUUCUUCUUCUCCUCAUUCUAGUUGUUUUUUUUUUUUUUUUUUUUUUUUUUUUUUUUAAAAUAAAGCCAUGCUUACACUGUCAUGAUUUUCCAGAUUGACCGCGCAGAGCAGAGGGACAUUGCUCUGUUAACGUCUUCAUGAAAUGGUAUUACUUUUAAGCCUCUGGAUUAUUGUUUUGUAUUGUUGGAAGAUAUUCCCUCAAUAAAGUGAUUUCUAUGUCUGUUUUAAA